UGUGCCAAUUAUGAAUUUGACUGAGGAGGUGGCCUCGUGGGCGGAUGCUAUAUAUUUGCAUACAUUUGAUUGCCAAUUUUCCAUGGCAUUCUGUUGGCAACAAACUAGCAGGGCUUAUGGCGGCAUUAAAGUGCUUUAUGGCAUUGCAUUUCUGCUGGUUUAUAAAUAGGAGGCUUUGUUGCUGAUUGCACAAUAUUCGUUUUGGGAUCCGUGGAUCCAGGCAUUUCUCUUGAUUUAACCCAAUGCAUUUCGACUGCAAAAUCCCCAUCGAGCAUUCCUAAUUCAAGAGCCAGCAUCGGCAUGCAUCCUGUUCAUCGUAUUUCGAUUUAUUCCCUGCCAGUGGAGAAGUGGUGCACUCUGCAGCUGCUGAAACUAGUUGGAGUGCCCAUCGAGGCAUCUUAAGUCUGGCCGAGAAGGCAUUCAAAAUGGGGUAAAGAUGGAUAUUCCCCCGCCUGUCCAUUAGUGGCCGACUGCUAAUGGACGUUAAUAGGGCGUUAAAUGGCCUAAUUGCCGAUUAUGGCCCUCAGGCCAAUAGGUAGCACAAUAUUUUGCCAGCCCAAGUGCUCAGCCUGCUUAAAACGCGAUUUGCACUGAGAGAAAAACAAGUCAUAAUAGCAGGAAGGAAGCCUUGCGUUAAAUUUGAUAGUCGUUGUCAAGGAAUAGAGUUGGGCUAAUAAUUUCAAAAACGAGUCAACUAGACAGCUUAAAAAAUUUUAAAUAUUAUUUUUAAAUUUUAAAUUGAGCGAAAUGUCUGAAGUUUUGAAUCAAUUGAAACGCCAGAGGGAAGAGGAUUCAACCAACGUUUUUGAGCCAUCCAGCAAACGAUUCAAGUACAAGCAUCUGAAUGACGAGAUUAGGAGCAGCUGCAGCAUUUCGUAUCUGGAGGAGAGCGAUACUCGGGGAUCUGUAGAAUCAGGAUACUCGUCGGAACUUGGAGCCAGUGAAAAUGCCUACUACCCGCAGAACCAGAUGCUUUUCAACUUGCAUCUCGAGCGGGAAAUGCGCAAAAAAUUAAAAAUAAUUUCUAGGGAUAACUUAAAUGUGCAAAUAUGAUUUGAAUUGAAAUUUGUAACAAUGAACCUUUUCAAAUGGUUGACUGAUA
Drosophila simulans is the source of this 1102-nucleotide messenger RNA. RefSeq lists its product as uncharacterized. Bases 748 to 1053 code for a protein of 101 amino acids. NCBI's taxonomy places the organism in Eukaryota, Metazoa, Arthropoda, Insecta, Diptera, Drosophilidae. The transcript has a single exon. The record is from RefSeq and is a predicted model, not a curated record.